Molecule: messenger RNA, 2064 nt
Organism: Cygnus atratus (black swan)
Lineage: Eukaryota; Metazoa; Chordata; Aves; Anseriformes; Anatidae
Gene: MID2
Product: midline 2
Exons: 9
Coding region: 1-2064 (687 amino acids)
Molecular function (GO): protein binding; zinc ion binding
Source: RefSeq, a predicted model, not a curated record
AUGGAAACACUGGAGUCCGAAUUGACCUGCCCAAUCUGCCUGGAGUUAUUUGAAGACCCUCUUCUGCUGCCCUGUGCCCACAGCCUCUGCUUCAGCUGCGCCCACCGCAUCCUGGUGUCCAGCUGCUCCUCCAGCGAGUCCAUCGAGCCCAUCACCGCCUUCCAGUGCCCCACCUGCCGCUAUGUCAUCUCCCUCAACCACCGGGGCCUGGAGGGCCUCAAGAGGAAUGUGACGCUGCAGAACAUCAUCGACCGCUUCCAGAAGGCGUCGCUGAGCGGCCCCAACUCCCCCAGCGAGAGCCGCCGCGAGAGGACGUACCGCAACAGCCCUACCAUGUCCGUGGCCGGCGAGAGGAUCGCCUGCCAGUUCUGCGAGCAGGACCCGCCGCGGGACGCUGUCAAGACGUGCAUCACCUGCGAGGUGUCCUACUGCGACCGCUGCCUGCGGGCCACCCACCCCAACAAGAAGCCCUUCACCAGCCACCGCCUGGUGGAGCCCGUGCCCGACGCGCACUUCCGAGGACUCACCUGCCUGGAGCACGAGAACGAGAAGGUGAACAUGUACUGUGUGGCUGACGACCAGCUCAUCUGUGCCUUAUGUAAACUGGUGGGCCGCCACCGGGACCACCAAGUGGCAUCCCUCAGCGAUCGCUUUGAGAAGCUCAAGCAAACCCUGGAGACGAAUCUCACCAACUUGGUUAAGCGCAACAGCGAACUGGAAAACCAGAUGGCCAAGCUGAUACAGAUCUGCCAGCAAGUGGAGGUGAACACGGCCAUGCACGAGGCCAAGCUGAUGGAGGAGUGCGACGAGCUCAUGGAGAUCAUCCGCCAGCGCAAGCAGGUCAUCGCUGUCAAGAUCAAGGAGACGAAGGUGAUGAAGCUGAGGAAGCUGGCCCAGCAGGUCGCCAACUGCCGGCAGUGUCUUGAGCGCUCGACGGUCCUCAUCAACCAGGCGGAGCACAUCCUGAAGGAGAACGACCACGCGCGGUUCCUGCAGACGGCCAGGAACGUGGCCGAGAGGGUCGCCAUGGCAACUGCAUCCUCUCAAGUUCUGAUACCAGAUAUCAAUUUUAAUGACGCCUUUGAAAACUUCGCAUUGGAUUUUUCCAGAGAGAAGAAGCUGCUGGAGGGGCUGGAUUAUCUCACCGCGCCGAACCCGCCGUCUGUCCGCGAGGAGCUCUGCACGGCCUCCCACGACACCAUCACAGUCCACUGGAUCUCAGAGGACGAGUUCAGCGUCAGCUCCUACGAGCUCCAGUACACCAUCUUCACCGGCCAGGCCAACUUCAUCAGUCUCUACAACUCCAUGGACAGCUGGAUGAUUGUCCCCAACAUCAAGCAGAACCACUACACCGUCCACGGGCUCCAGAGUGGCACCCGCUACAUCUUCCUCGUCAAGGCCAUCAACCAGGCAGGCAGCCGAAACAGCGAACCUGCCCGCCUGAAGACCAACAGUCAGCCUUUUAAGCUGGACCCCAAGAUGGCUCACAAGAAGUUGAAGAUCUCCAAUGAUGGGCUGCAGAUGGAGAAGGACGAGAGCUCGUUGAAGAAGAGCCACACGCCCGAGAGGUUCAGCGGGACAGGGUGCUAUGGCGCGGCAGGCAAUGUCUUCAUCGACAGCGGCUGCCACUACUGGGAGGUGGUGGUGGGAUCCUCGACCUGGUACGCCAUCGGCGUGGCUUACAAGUCAGCCCCCAAGAACGAGUGGAUUGGGAAGAACUCCUCAUCCUGGGUCUUCUCCCGCUGCAACAACAACUUUGUGGUGAGGCACAACAACAAGGAGAUGCUGGUGGAGGUCCACCCACAGAUGAAGCGCCUCGGCGUCCUCCUGGAUUACGACAACAAUGCGCUCUCCUUCUACGACCCGGCCAACUCCCUCCACCUCCACACCUUCGAAGUCUCCUUCAUCCUGCCCGUGUGUCCGACGUUCACCAUCUGGAACAAAUCCUUGAUGAUCCUCUCGGGUCUGCCUGCCCCGGACUUCAUAGAUUACCCAGAGCAGCAGGAGUGUAACUGCAGGCCCCAGGAGUCCCCGUACGUAUCAGGGAUGAAAGCCUGUCACUAG